Messenger RNA from Protopolystoma xenopodis, 288 nucleotides. The record is from the annotation of a GenBank genome assembly. NCBI's taxonomy places the organism in Eukaryota, Metazoa, Platyhelminthes, Monogenea, Polystomatidea, Polystomatidae.
AAGAAAUCGCAAAUGGACGAAGAAAAGUGUAGUUUUCUAGCGUCCCUGGUCAAUCGUCGAUUCCUUCAAUGGCUUUCAGACACCGGUAACCUCCGCCAAUUGCGUCAACUAGAGCCAGAAGUUACAGACUGUGAUCACGGCCUAAUUGCUUCAGCACGUCAACCCUCUGCUUCCAAUUCCCAAUUGCUUGAUCAGCUAGAAAACAGUGGCCAUCUUAAACAAAUGCCACGCCGCCGGGCCGUCUCUUCUGAAUCUCCCGGUCAUCUUUUUGGGCCGAUCUCCAAAUAG